CAGACAGUUUGGUAUGUCCCCAACCAGGCGCCUUGCAAAUUGUUAUGAGUGAAGAUUGUCUGAAGCUGAAUGUGUUCACAAAGAAUGUAACCGCACGUUUGCCCGUCAUGGUUUACAUUCAUGGAGGUGCCAAUGUUUUGGGUAGUGGUCAUAGCUUAUACGAAGCGGGACCACAAUAUUUACUUGAUCAUGAUGUGGUCUUGGUGGCAUUUAAUUAUCGCUUGGGGGCUUUGGGUUUCCUAAGUACUCGCACCCUGGAAUAUCCUGGAAAUUAUGGUUAUCUAGAUCAGGUAUUGGCUCUGCAAUGGGUUCGCGAUCAUAUUGCUAAUUUUGGUGGUGAUCCUCAAUCGGUAACAAUAUUUGGUAUGAGUGCUGGUUCCAUGGCUGUGUCACUGCACAUGGCAUCACCUUUGUCGAAGGGCCUCUUUCACAGGGCCAUACUUAUGAGUGGUUCGGCAACAAAUCACUAUGAUAUCGAUAAUCUUUAUUGGACAAGGAAAUUGGCUAGAGAAGUGUCGUGUCCUCAAUACGAUCCCGUGGAUAUGGUGGAAUGUCUAAGAGAAAUUAGCUGGAAAACCAUUGUAAAUAAAUGUGCCGAAUGGGAACCCUACUCGUUUGUCAAUAUGAAAUGGAAUUAUGAAGUGGAUGGUCACUUUUUGCCACAGCAUCCAAGCCAAAUUUUUGCAGAGGGUAAAUUUAAUAAGGUGCCAAUGAUUGUGGGUUUUGCUCGCAACGAAUUGGAUUUUUCGGUGCAGGUUCAUGAGAACAAUACCCGCUUAUUGCAUGAUCUGCUUGUUAGUUUUGAUCUUUAUGCUCCCGAAAUAUUCCUCUACAAACCGGAAUCUUCAGAUGUACCUCCGGAGCAAUUGAAAAGUCGCCGAAUAUGGAAUUUCUAUAUGAGCCCCGAAGCCACGGAAAUUAAUUCAACAAAUCUUUUCAUUUUUGGCCAAAUAUUUUCGGAUGCCAUACUGGGGCAUGGCAUUCAUCGUCUGGUAACUCUCUCCCAUAACGAUACCCCUGUUUAUUAUUAUCGUACAGAUUAUAUUGGUGGUAGAAGUUUAUAUCCCGACCAUCUUGGACUAUCACAGGGUGUUGGUCAUGCCGAUGAUUUACAAUAUGUUAUGCCAGGCCUAUGGUAUGGUACACAAAUGGCCAAAGAUGAUGUCGAUAUUUUUAUGGUAAAACGAUUGACACAAUUAUGGACCACAUUUGCCACUACUGGCAAACCCAUUGCCGAUGAUGUCGAGGAAUGGUCACCAGUUGGUGCCACAAAUUCACCAAUACUUUAUAAUGGCAAAACUGCGAAAAUGGGUAAAUGGCCAUAUACCGAAUACUAUCAACUAUGGGAUGAUAUGUUUCCAAUUGAAAUGAAAAAUGCCAGUGGUCGGCAGUUGCCCAUU
Musca vetustissima is the source of this 1400-nucleotide messenger RNA. Its product is annotated as cholinesterase 1-like. NCBI's taxonomy places the organism in Eukaryota, Metazoa, Arthropoda, Insecta, Diptera, Muscidae. The record is from RefSeq and is a predicted model, not a curated record. The transcript has 4 exons. The annotation marks the transcript as partial.